GCUCGGACUCGUUUCCAGUCCAGAAGGGGGGAGAGAAGGAGAGAGGUAGAGGAGGGAAGAGGGCAGAGAGAUAGACGAUGGGGGUGAAGGUCUAUGGGCCAACCAUGUCCACGUGCACGGCACGUGUUCUCCUGUGCUUGGAGGAGGUGGGAGCCGAGUACGAGCUGGUGCCCAUCAAUCUCUCCACCGGUGAACAUAAGCAGCCCGCUCACCUCGCCCGUAACCCCUUCGGUCAGGUGCCUGCCUUUGAGGACGGUGCUCUGAUGCUUCACGAAUCUCGAGCAAUUGCAAGGUACGUUUCGCGCAAAUACAAGUCCUCCGGAGCUGACCUUCUGAAGGAGGGUGGCUUGGAGGAGUCGGCCAUGGUGGAUGUGUGGUUGGAAGUGGAAUCCCACCAAUUCGACCCAGCCAUCGGUCCCAUCUUCUUCCAAAGCUUCAUCGUCCCCAUGAUCGGCGGGGUCCCCGAUCAGACGGUCAUCAACACCAACUUGGAGAAGCUGUGCAAGGUGCUCGACAUCUACGAGGCCAGGCUAUCCAAGACCAAGUACUUGGCUGGAGACUUCUUUAGCCUUGCAGACCUCAGUCACGUACCUUUGCUGUACUACUUCAUGGGCAGCCCUCAUGCAUCCGUCGUCAAUUCACGGCCGCAUGUUAAGGCAUGGUGGGAGGCUGUUUCGUCGAGGCCGGCGUGCAAGAAGGUGACCUCUGCGAUGCCUGGAUCUGCGUGAGAGGUAUCGGUUGGUGGCCAUGGAGAAGAGAGGAAAUGAAUAAAAGAGUCUGCUUCAGUUGUUGGUCUUACAAUCUGUGUUUGUGUUUGGGUGCCUGGAUGUGAGGCGUUUGUGCUGUGAGUCCCUGUCUAUUGAGACACUUGGUUGUGUUUAGGGUGGGAUGGUGGGUAAUAAAAUAUGCGAUGCAUCCAUCUUUUCUUGUGCCUACUUUGGUGUUUUAUAUGCAUUUUGGUCAUCCAGUUGAC
Messenger RNA from Elaeis guineensis (African oil palm), 973 nucleotides. The record is from RefSeq and is a predicted model, not a curated record. Lineage: Eukaryota; Viridiplantae; Streptophyta; Magnoliopsida; Arecales; Arecaceae.